Messenger RNA from Lampris incognitus (smalleye Pacific opah), 2148 nucleotides. RefSeq names its product leucine-rich alpha-2-glycoprotein-like. Gene Ontology annotation, molecular function: protein binding. The transcript has a single exon. The record is from RefSeq and is a predicted model, not a curated record. Bases 7 to 1026 code for a protein of 339 amino acids. Lineage: Eukaryota; Metazoa; Chordata; Actinopteri; Lampriformes; Lampridae.
UUAAAGAUGAUCCUUUGGCUUUUCCUGACUCUUAUUGUAUUGGCUGAUUGUGAGAACAGGCGCACUAGCUCCUGUCCUGACCUGUGUGCCUGCUCCUUGUCAGUUUUGGGUAUGGAGGUAGUUUGUAGCCAAAGUCUCCUUAAACAUUUCCCCACCAAUGGGUUACCACACAACACCACCCGUUUAUCCAUCCAGUCCACCAACCUCAGCAUUAUUACAACCAGUCAUUUGAGGGUCGUCCCCCAUUUAGAUCAUCUUCAGCUGUACCACACCAACCUAGAGAGCAUUCCCUCAGACCUUCUCAGAGAGGUUCCUCGCCUGAACGCCUUGGAUCUGACCGGUAACAAGCUGGUUCACCUGCCUCCGAAUGUCUUCAGCUAUGCCCCACUCGGAAGUCUGGUGCUCAAGAACAACUUGAUAGAAACAGUGGACGCUGACUGGUUCCUUCCCAACAGCAGCCUGACCUGGCUGGAUCUGUCCGGGAACCGUUUAACCACCGUCCCCUCAGCUCUGUUCCAGAAACUGCCUCACCUACAAAACCUGGACCUUAGUCAUAAUCGCCUACAAGAACUGCAACCAGACAUGCUGAAUCCUUUGCACCAUCUGGAGACAGUGAACCUCGCCGCUAAUGAAUUAAGCACGCUGAAACCGGGAACCUUCACCAAUAACCGUAGGUUGAUCCAGCUGUUCCUGCAGGAGAACCGCAUACGAGAGCUUCCCCCGGCCCUCCUUGGGAGCCUUCAAUACCUUCAGCUUCUGUUGCUCAAUCAAAACCAGUUGCAGAACUUGCCGUCCGGUCUGCUGGGUCAGCUCGGCCAACAGGAGCAGGGAGGCUCCCAGGUAAAGGUGAUUUUAGCGGGUAACCCCUGGGUGUGUGAUGCCAAGAUGGAGUAUCUCUGGAAGUGGCUUACGUUCUAUCCUCAAAAUGUCUUCUUUUUGGAGGAGGUGACAUGCGCCAGACCCGCAGGUCUCGAAAAACGACAGGUGGCCUCUUUAACUGAGAACGAGCUAGGUCUCGCAAAAUGACGUUCAAGAUUAAGAAAGGCGGUAAUAUUCUCCAGUAAAAUCUCCUAUCAGGUAAUAGGAAUUAGUGAUGAAGUAAUCACCAGUGGUGUAGUUACAUGACAUUCGGAGUGUAUCUUGCUCCUGUAAUGUGACGCGCUUCCAAGUAAAACAGGAUAUCAGGGUGGGACAAAAUGUUGGGAGGGACGUGAUUUGAUUGGGCGGUGCAAAACAUUUGAUGAUAUUAUUGGUUGGAAUGUUGCUUGCCUGCUCACUAAGACUUGGUGACACAACCACAAAACUUGGCUGUAUUGUAGAGGAAGUCAAGGUGAUCAGGUUUUGAUGUAAAAUAAGUAAAAAACAAACAUUUGUUGUGAUUAUUUCUGGCAUAAGUUGCUGAACAGGUGCAUAAUGUGGGGGGGAAAUUAGCUAACAAGUUUAAGAAAGUCCUUUUCAUUUCAAGUUGUCUUUAAAUUGACAAAAUCUAAGACUAAACUAGUAUGGUUAUAGUUUUGCUCUGUGUAAAGAAUAAAUCAGAUAUACCCUAAAUGUCUCUACCUGCUGACUCAGCUUUCACAUUCUACUGUAUUUCUGUUAUGUCUCUCAUGUUUCAAGUGAGCAAACCACCAGGUCUGAUUCAUUGUAUGGGUAAACUUCCUUCACUGAUAAAACCGAUUUUGAUUCUAAUUGAUGAUUUGUGUCCAGUUCUGUCAUCAUUACCAGCCAUGUUGUUAUCAUCAGCGAGACCUCGGUCUCAUGUUAAAUGACCUUGUAUCUCAUUUUCUGCCCACUUUUGGUUCUCUCCCUUCUCUCGUGAUUUCCCAUUGACUUCGUUAUUGCUUGGAGGCUGUCCAUCCCACCGGGUGGCAGAAGAUGCUCAGUACGUGUAGGGCAGGGAGCUGUAUGUGCAGCCGGUUGUGAAAUGCAUUAACGCAUGACCUUUGUUGUUACUAAGUCCGAGCAAAUGCUGUGAUUUAUCAAAAGUGAAGCUUGAUGCCAAAACCAGUGCGUUUCAUUGAUUUGGUGGCAAAAAGUGACCCUUACAUUUCCAGACAACAAGCUGAGUCCACAAUAUUCCGUGUGAAAGACAAAUGUGCUCGCAAAAUACAAGCAGCUGUGGUUUAUGAAAAAUAAACUUGAUGUCAA